Messenger RNA from Zootermopsis nevadensis, 3972 nucleotides. RefSeq names its product CLIP domain-containing serine protease HP8. The record is from RefSeq and is a predicted model, not a curated record. Gene Ontology annotation, molecular function: serine-type endopeptidase activity. Gene Ontology annotation, biological process: proteolysis. Lineage: Eukaryota; Metazoa; Arthropoda; Insecta; Blattodea; Termopsidae.
UCUCUGUCGUAAAAAAAAGAAUUAAAAGCCUAUUUUAGGAUAUCUAAGUUGUCCAGCUUCUAGUCGAAUGAGAACUGUGGAUCUACGACAGAGAUUCGAACCCGAAUCAUUCUGAGUACGGAGUAGUAAUGCUAAUAACUACCCUUUGUUGAAACCAAAGAAAGAAAAAAGCCGGGGAGAAACAACACUAGAGCCAAAUGGGGGAAAUUUGUAAUGAAUGACGUCUACGAGGUGAAGUAAGAGACUUGAAGGAAGCCUCAUUUCGCUCACGAGGAAAAGACUUGGGGAAGGAAGUUGCAGUGUUCGGUUUAAAUAGUCGGCAUUCACGUCAGCACAGCGCUGUGGUGAAAAUGGUAUUGUCGAGAAGAGCUUUUAGCCGCUUGAUGUGCUUGCUGGGUUCUUUCGCCUUCGGAUACCGCCGCUACUUUGAGGACAGGGACUCCCUCAGGUAUAGACACUGUUUCUUGGAAGGGCUGCAAUGUGUGGACUUGCCACGGUGUCCUCCAAUCGCUCGAGCUGUGUACCAGAAUCCUACACUUCCUUUCGCGCUGAUACAACUUAGAGAGUAUAUUUGUGGUCUGAACCGUGGGACUGUUCAAGUGUGUUGCCAUAGCAACUCUGUAAUUUACCCCACGCCCAAACCACGAGAUAAAGAAAUGCUGCCGGACACUUCCAUUAUUAGCCACCCAAACUUCAACCUGAUCAACAGGAACUGUGGCUUAGGACUCACAGACCGCAUUGUGGGCGGUAUGAGCGCACUUCCCGGAGAGUUCCCUUGGUUGGUGGCUCUUCAGUACGAAGUGUUCGGCGAGCUGCAGUAUCUGUGUGGAGGUACUCUCAUCUCGGAUUCGUACGUCCUGACAGCAGCGCACUGCAUCGCACCCGCAAUCAACAACUCUUCACUGAAACUGGUUAGUUUGCGGCUGGGAGGAUAUAACUUGAGCAGUGAAGAAGAUUGCUUCCCAGACAACAGUAAUGACCCAUGCCUAGGCCCUCCUAGAGACUAUGUCCCUUCUGAACUUGUGGUUCACUCUGGGUUCAACCCAAACGACAAAACAAAGUUCAGGAACGACGUCGCACUCAUCAGGCUGCAGACUAAAGUGGAGCUCUCAGAAUACAUCAGUCCUGUGUGUUUACCAGUUCCUGGCCGGCUGACUACAAAAAAAGGCAUUUUAUCUGGCCUUAAUCUUACUGUUGCCGGAUGGGGAAUGACAGAACACAGUCAGAUGAGUAAUGUUAUAAUGAAAGUUCGUGUGCCCUAUUUGGACCCAGAGAUAUGCAAAUACAACUUGCGGGGACGACUGGUACUCAAAGGACAGCUAUGUGCAGGGGGCAAGCCCAAAAUGAAUGCAUGUAAUGGGGACAGUGGUGGCCCUCUCAUAGCCAGUAUUUUAAGCAGUAGCGGCACGAACAUCUGCUACCAAGUUGGUAUUGUGUCUAUUGGCUUUGGAUCAUGUAUCUCAUCAAUGCCGUCUAUCUAUACGGACGUGGAAGACUUCAUACCCUGGAUACUGGACCAUAUACGUGAUUAGGGAAAGCUGUAGUUUCUGAGUUCCUGUAGGUAUAAAGAAUGAUCCAGGGGUUUUGAUGGAAAGAAACAUGAAAUAUUUCACAGUAUUAUAUUAUCUCAAUACAAAAUGACAAAAAACUAGUGACAUGGAUAUUAUUGCAAUGUUUCUUCCUUAAUAAUGUUAUUUUUAUACUUUAUUCAGUUUGCAUGAUUUGCAAUUUAACUUGCUCCCUCUUUACCACCAGUGAAAUGAUUUGUGAAACAUACUGUACAGGUUCUGCUGUGGAGACAUAGGUCAGAUUAAGUUGGUAGUAAAACUGAGCAAAGAUUUUAGAUGGAGGUGAGUGAUAAGAUUAAUGCUAUGACCUUAUCAUCCAUAUAUGUAUUACAGUGUGCAUACAAGAGUGCUAUUCACAGUACAUUUAACGAAUAUGCUUAGUAUUACGUAGGCAAAAUAGCGUAUUGCAGGUGACCCACUAACCAACCCUAACCUAGACAAACUAAUAUCAGGGUUGCCAACGCAAGCGUGAAUGACGUCAUUAGGAUCUAAUUUUGCAACAAGGGGUGGAUGGACGGAAAUUCUUGAAGUUUUGCAUGGAUGUUGUGCCACGUCAAAUUUCACGAAAAACAUAGCGCUUGAUUUGAUAUGCCUUGUAAUUGAGAUGCACGAUAACGUCAAAUUCGUGAGGUUGAGAUUCGGGGCCGGCUCGAACCUCGCCCACCUACAUUAAAAUCUACCUAGACCUUACUACAAUAAGCCGAUGCAUAUAUGCAUAACGAACUUGUGAAUAACUAUCUCUGGACAUAAACUAAGAAAUAUAAUACUUGGAUAUGGAGAAAAAUUGCCUAACACAAAUUGCCUGGCAAAUAAGAAUCUUAAAAUCGUAAUUGCUUUCUACACAGGUUUGUGUAGAAGUGAUCAUACUUUAGAUAAUGUUUUUAUAAUGUACCAUAGUUUUUCUUGUAAUAUCGUAAGAUAUCUGUUAAUAUAUACAAUUAAUUGCACGGUUAUAAUGAAAAUCGUUUAAAAAUACUCUAGUCACAUACUUACGUACGAAAUGUGUUUGGAUUAAUGUUUUCCAUAAUAAUUAAAGUGUUAGGCAGAAGAUGACGCAUUGCUAUUAUUCCUUAUAUCGACUGACAAGCGACUUUAUGAACGCCGUUAAGUAAAUACGCAUUCUUGCCCCUUCUGGAAAUCAUACAUAACAGAGUAUUGAGAAACGCAUGUGAAAGGUUUAGAUUCGGCGAGUUUCUGUGUUUGAAUGGUGCCUUGACUUCAGUGAAAUUUAAUUAGUAUUGAUUUUGCUUAUAGCAAAGAUGAAAGUUUUCAAUACUUACACCAAAAGAAAGUGAAGUUCAGAAGACUUGUGCUCGAAGAAUGAAUAAAAAUCUCUUUUUCAAUGGAUAGGAUACUGAAUAAGCUGCAGAGCCAGUCAGAUGUUUUAAAUCAUGUCCCUGCAGGAAAUAGAAUUUUGGUACUGCAGUUAGCUUUAUAAGAACAGGCUGCCUGGAACUAGGUUGAUGAUACUUAUGCCCGUGUUCAGUCCUUUCAGGAAUUUGGGUAUGGAGUAAGUUCCUCAACCAGAACAUAUUUUUGCCUUCAUUUCUUGGAUUCCAGUCCACAGAACUGAGUUCCAAAAGUGCCUGUGUAAAAAAAAUUUCAAUACAAAUGACAUAAGAUUAUUUUGGUACAUUGCUUCAGCCUCCUUGAACAUUAAGCAAUACAUAUUUUUGUGUAUCCUUUCUUGAAAUGCAUUAAAUUAAUGUACGGGGAGGUAUGCCUUCCUUGUUUGCCUUUACAUCUGUCUACCCACAAGUAACAUCAUGCAAAUUAAUCAGUAGGUUUCAGUAACAUUUUAUAGACUGGGUCUAACCUAAAAGUACAAGACAAUUUUUUUUGCAUUGAUUCAGUAUCAAAAUGUAUCUCAAACAAUACUUAUCCAUUUUCUCAAACAUAACUCAUCCUACAAGAAAUUGGUAUAUUACAUGAAUGCCAUAUCUCAUUGAUAUCUACAGCUUUUGUUUUGGACAGUCUCCUUUGUAAUGUAUACUUAACUAAAUACUAAUAAAACAUAAAUUAUCUUUGUCUUACUCUCAGUACAGUGUCAUACCUGUGCUACUGACUAGCCUUGCAACAAAAUAAAUUAAUCUCAAGGCCAGUGAGAUGCGGCAAACUUCAGAUGCAUUUAGAAUGUAUGUGAACUUCACUGGAGUAAACAGAAUACACUUUUCCUCUCAUUUCAUCCAUAAAGUUGGAUGUUGAACAGAUUAAAUAAGAACCAAAGUAAAAAUUGUAACAAAAUUAUUUAUUUUAUACAUACUGUAAUACAGCAAUAUAAGAGAGAUGGAUUAUCAUUAAUUCUAAGAAAAGCAAUGGCAAUACAAAUAAAUAAUGUUUUGUAUAUUAUAUACAUAGUGUACACAAAUUGAAUUGAAUAAUAAUAGAAUCUUAUCACUGUUUA